AUGGCUGCUAUUAAUCAAUGGUCACUUGAUCAAUUAGAUAUUAAAAACGCCUUUUUACAUGGAAAAUUAGAUAAGGAAGUACAUAUGGACCAAUCUCCAGGUUUUACCAUUCCUGGAAAUUCUAGACUUCUGUGUCGGCUUCGUCGGUCUCUUUAUGGGCUAAAACAAUCUCCAUGUGCUUGGUUUGGUCGCUUCAGCUCUGCCUUGAUACAGUUUGCUUCUUCCGGGUUAGGGGGAUUUGUUGAAAGACCCGGUAAGAAUCGAUGUCUAGUGGGUAGACUCGAUUAUCUUACCGUCACCAAACCGGAUAUUACUUUUGCAGUGAGCAUUGUGAGUCAAUUUCUGAAUGCUCUUUGUGAUACUCAUUGGAAUGCAGUUAUUCAGAUUCUCAGAUAUAUAAAGAAUGCACCAGGAAGAGGCCUAUUAUAUGAAGAUAAUGUUGAUGCUAAAAUCACGUGUUAUUUUGAUGCAGAUUGGGCAGGAUCACCGUCGGAUAAGAGAUCCACUUUCGGAUAUUGUAUUCUUAUUGGAGAAAAUAUGAUUUCAUGGAAGAGCAAGAAACAAACACAGUUGCACUAUCUAGUGUAG
This is a messenger RNA of Vicia villosa (hairy vetch), 588 nucleotides long. RefSeq names its product secreted RxLR effector protein 161-like. Lineage: Eukaryota; Viridiplantae; Streptophyta; Magnoliopsida; Fabales; Fabaceae. The coding region runs from base 1 to 588 and encodes 195 amino acids. The record is from RefSeq and is a predicted model, not a curated record. The transcript has 2 exons.